Molecule: messenger RNA, 180 nt
Organism: Clunio marinus
Lineage: Eukaryota; Metazoa; Arthropoda; Insecta; Diptera; Chironomidae
Source: the annotation of a GenBank genome assembly
AUGUCGAUAUCUUCCAUAAUGCAAAACAGUAAUCUUUUGCUGUUAUUUAGCAACAACUCUAAUUUAUUCAAAUUAAUGAUUGUAUUAUUUAUUGAAAGAAAAAAUAUUGGCACCACAGGUAGAGUGAAGCAGAGUUGGGCGAUCCAUUUUCUGAUCCAUUUUCUGAUCGGAAAAUUUUAA